CUGCUGCGGGAAUUGGACGCCCCAGGUCAGGCACCCAGGGUCUCCAGCCCCAGUCUAAGGCAUAUACAAACUGAGUUUCAGCCAUGGAAAAACCCCAUGGGCAUGUGUCUGCCCAUCCAGACAUCCUCUCCUUGGAGAACCGGUGCCUGGCUAUGCUCCCUGACUUACAGCCCAUGGAGAAACUACAUCAGCAUAUAUCCGCCCACUCAGAUAUCCUCUCCUUGAAGAACCAGUGCCUAGCCACGCUUCCUGACCUGAAGACCGUAGAAAAACCACAUGGGCAUGUGUCUGCCCACCCAGACAUCCUCUCUUUGGAGAACCGGUGCCUGGCCACGCUUUCUGACCUGAAGACCAUGGAGAAACCACAUGGACAUGUUUCUGCCCACCCAGACAUCCUCUCCUUGGAGAACCGGUGCCUGGCCACCGUCCCUAGUCUAAAGAGCACUGUGUCUGCCAGCCGCUUGUUCCAGAGUCUACAAAUAUCUCACAUGAUGCAAGCUGAUUUGUACUGUGUGAACAACAGCAAUUGCCUGCUCUCUGAGCCUCCAAGUUGGAGGGCUCAGCAUUUCUCUAAGGGACUAGACCUUUCAACCUGCCCUAUAGCCCUGAAAUCUCUCUCUGCCACAGGAACAGUUCAGGAAGCAACUUUGGGUCGUUGGUUUGAUUCAGAGGAGAAGAAAGGGGCUGAGACCCAAAUGCCUUCUUACAGUCUGAGCUUGGGAGAGGAGGAGGAGGAGGUGGAGGAUCUGGCCGUGAAGCUCACCUCUGGAGACUCUGAAUCUCAUCCAGAGCCUACUGACCAGGUCCUUCAGGAAAAGAAGAUGGCUCUAUUGAGCUUGCUGUGCUCUACUCUGGUCUCAGAAGUAAACAUGAAAGAUGCGUUUGACCCCACCCUGGCUGCCAUUUUUGAAAACUGUCGUGAACUUGCGUCCCUGGAGCCUGAGUUUAUCCUCAAGGCAUCUUUGUAUGCCAGGCAGCAGCUGAACGUCCGGAAUGUGGCCAAUAAAAUCUUGGCCAUUGCUGCCUUCUUACCGGCGUGCCGCCCCCACCUGCGACGAUAUUUCUGUGCCAUUGUCCAGCUGCCUUCUGACUGGAUCCAGGUGGCUGAGCUUUACCAGAGCCUGGCUGAGGGAGAUGAGAAUAAGCUGGUGCCCCUGCCCGCCUGUCUCCGUGCUGCUAUGACGGACAAAUUUGCCCAGUUUGACGAGUACCAGCUGGCUAAGUAUAACCCUCGGAAGCACCGGGCCAAGAGACACCCCCGCAGGCCACCCCGCUCUCCAAGGAUGGAGCCUCCAUUUUCUCGCAGACCUUUUCCAAGGUACAUAGUGUUUCUUAGAGAUGAGCAGAAAAAGUUUGAGAAGGCCUAUGAUACAGUGUCAGAGAAAAAGAAUCCUCCAAGGUUCACCCUGAAGAAGCUGGUUCAGCGACUGCACAUCCACGAGCCUGCACAGCACGUUCAAGCCCUGCUGGGUUACAGAUACCCCUCCAACCUACAGCUCUUUUCUCGAAGUCGCCUUCCCGGGCCUUGGGAUUCUAGCAGAGCUGGGAAGAGGAUGAAGCUGUCUAGGCCAGAGACCUGGGAGCGGGAGCUGAGCCUACGGGGGAACAAAGCGUCGGUCUGGGAGGAACUCAUUGGGGCAGAUAAGUCCCUGAGCCCCUGUGUCUGUGUCUUUCUUGCCUGUAGACAGUGGAAAUAUGAUGGUGAGAUGCUGAACAGGUACCGACAGGCCCUGGAGACAGCUGUGAACCUCUCUGUGAAGCACAGCUUGCCCCUGCUGCCAGGCCGCACCAUCUUGGUCUAUCCGACAUAUGCUAAUGCAGACAGGCUUUGUCCAAAGAGCAACCCACAAGGGCCUCCACUGAACUAUGCGCUGCUGUUGAUUGGGAUGAUGAUCACGAGGGCCGAGCAGGUGGAUGUCAUGCUGUGUGGAGGUGACACUCUGAAGACUGCAGUGCUUAAGGCAGAAGAAGGCAUCCUGAAGACUGCCAUCAGACUCCAGGCUCAAGUCCAGGAGUUUGAUGAAAAUGAUGAAUGGUCCCUGAAUGCUUUUGGGAAAUACCUGCUGUCUCUGGCUGGCCAAAGGGUUCCUGUGGACAGGGUCAUCCUCUUUGGCCAAAGCAUGGAUGAAGGAAUGAUAAAUGUGGCCAAACAGCUUUACUGGCAGCAUGUGAAUUCCAAGUGCCUCUUUGUUGGUGUCCUCCUGAGAAGGGUACAAUACCUGUCACCAGAUUUGAAUCCCAAUGAUGUGACACUCUCAGGCUGCACUGAUGGGAUACUGAAGUUCAUCGCAGAGCAUGGGGCCUCCCAUCUUUUGGAACAUGUGGGCCAAAUGGACAAAAUAUUCAAGAUUCCACCACCCCCAGGAAAGACAGGGGUCCAGUCUCUCCGGCCACUGGAAGAGGACACUCCAAGCCCCUUGGCUCCUAUUUCCCAGCAAGGAUGGCGCAGCAUCCGGCUUUUUAUUUCAUCCACUUUCCGAGACAUGCAUGGGGAGCGGGACCUACUGCUGAGGUCUGUGCUGCCAGCACUGCAGGCCCGAGCAGCCCCUCACCGUAUCAGCCUUCACGGAAUCGACCUCCGCUGGGGCGUCACUGAGGAGGAGACCCGUAGGAACAGACAACUGGAAGUGUGCCUUGGGGAGGUGGAGAACGCACAGCUGUUUGUGGGGAUUCUGGGCUCCCGUUAUGGAUACAUUCCCCCCAGCUACAACCUUCCUGACCAUCCACACUUCCACUGGGCCCAGCAGUACCCUUCAGGGCGCUCUGUGACAGAGAUGGAGGUGAUGCAGUUCCUGAACCGGAGCCAACGUCUGCAGCCCUCUGCCCAAGCUCUCAUCUACUUCCGGGAUUCCAGCUUCCUCAGCUCUGUGCCAGAUGCCUGGAAAUCUGACUUUGUUUCUGAGUCUGAAGAGGCCGCAUGUCGGAUCUCAGAACUGAAGAGCUACUUAAGCAGACAGAAAGGGAUUACCUGCCGCAGGUACCCCUGUGAGUGGGGGGGUGUGGCAGCUGGCAGGCCCUAUGUUGGUGGGCUGGAGGAGUUUGGUCAGUUGGUUCUGCAGGAUGUGUGGAAUACGAUCCAGAAGCUCUACCUGCAGCCUGGGGCCCUGCUGGAGCAGCCAGUGUCCAUCCCAGACGAUGACUUGGUCCAGGCCACCUUCCAGCAGCUGCAGAAGCCACCGAGUACUGCCCGGCCACGCCUUCUUCAGGACACAGUGCAGCAGCUGAUGCUGCACCAUGGGAGGCUGAGCCUGGUGACGGGGCAGUCAGGACAGGGCAAGACAGCCUUCCUGGCAUCUCUUGUGUCAGCCCUGCAGGCCCCUGAUGGGGCCAAGGUGGCACCAUUAGUCUUCUUCCACUUUUCCGGGGCUCGUCCUGACCAGGGUCUUGCCCUCACUCUGCUCAGACGCCUCUGUACCUAUCUGCAUGGCCAACUAAAAGAGCCAGGUGCCCUCCCCAACACCUACCGAAGCCUGGUGUGGGAGCUGCACCAGAGACUGCUGCCCAAGUCUGCUGAGUCCCUGCAUCCUGGCCAGACGCUGGUCCUGAUCAUCGAUGGGGCUGAUAGGUUGGUGGACCAGAAUGGGCAGCUGAUUUCAGACUGGAUCCCAAAGAAGCUUCCCCGGUGUGUACACCUGGUGCUGAGUGUGUCUAGGGAUGCAGGCCUAGGGGAGACCCUUGAGCAGAGCCAGGGUGCCCACGUGGUGGCCUUGGGGCCUCUGGAGGCCUCUGCUCGGGCCCGGCUGGUGAGAGAGGAGCUGGCCCUGUAUGGGAAGCGGCUGGAGGAGUCACCGUUUAACAACCAGAUGCGACUGCUGCUGGUGAAGCGAGAAUCAGGCCGGCCGCUCUACCUGCGCUUGGUCACCGAUCAUCUGAGGCUCUUCACGCUGUAUGAGCAGGUGUCUGAGAGACUCCGGACUCUGCCUGCCACUGUCCCCCUGCUGCUGCAGCACAUCCUGAGCACACUGGAACAGGAACACGGGCCUGAUGUCCUUCCCCAGGCGUUGACCACCCUAGAGGUCACACGGAGUGGUUUGACUGUGGACCAGCUGCAUGGAGUGCUGAGUGUGUGGCGGACACUACCCAAGGGGACUAAGAGCUGGGAAGAAGCAGUGGCUGCUGGUAACAGUGGAGACCCCUACCCCAUGGGCCCGUUUGCCUACCUCGUCCAGAGUCUGCGCAGUUUGCUAGGGGAGGGCCCUCUGGAGCGCCCUGGUGCCCGGCUAUGCCUCCCUGAUGGGCCCCUGAGGACAGCAGCUAAACGUCGCUAUGGGAAGAGGCCAGGGCAAGCGGACACGGCACACAUCCUCAUUGCAGCUCAGCUCUGGAAGACAUGUGACGCUGAUGCCUCAGGCACCUUCCGAAGUUGCCCUCCUGAGGCUCUAGUAGACCUGCCUUACCACCUGCUCCAGAGCGGGAACCGUGGACUUCUUUCGAAGUUUCUUACCAACAUCCAUGUGGUGGCUGCAUACUUGGAAUUGGGUCUGGUCUCUCGGCUCUUGGAGACCCAUGCCCUCUAUGCUUCUUCAGUCCCCAAAGAGGAACAAAAGCUCCCUGAGGCUGAUGUUGCGGUGUUUCGCACCUUCCUGAGGCAGCAGGCUUCAAUCCUCAGCCAGUACCCCCAGCUCCUGCCCCAGCAAGCAGCCAACCAGCCCCUGGACUCACCUCUUUGCCAGCAAGCCCCGCUGCUCUCCCAGAGAUGGCACCUCCAACACACACUACGAUGGCUUAAUAAACCCCAGACCAUGAAAAAUCAGCAAAGCUCCAGCCUGUCUCUGGCAGUUUCCUCAUCCCCUACUGCCGUAGCUUUCUCCACCAAUGGGCAAAGAGCAGCUGUUGGCACUGCCAAUGGGACAGUUUACCUGUUGGACCUGAGAACUUGGCAGGAGGAGAAGUCUCUGGUGAGUGGCUGUGAUGGAAUCUCUGCUUGUUUGUUCCUCUCCAAUGACACACUCUUUCUUACUGCCUUCGACGGACUCCUGGAACUCUGGGACCUGCAGCAUGGUUGUCGGGUGCUGCAGACCAAGGCCCACCAGUACCAAAUCACUGGCUGCUGCCUGAGCCCAGACCGCCGGCUGCUAGCCACCGUAUGCUUGGGAGGAUGCCUAAAGCUGUGGGACACAGUCCGUGGGCAGCUGGCCUUCCAGCACACCUACCCCAAGCCCCUGAACUGUGUUGCCUUUCACCCAGAGGGGCAGGUAAUAGCCACAGGCAGCUGGGCUGGCAGCAUCAGCUUCUUCCAGGUGGAUGGGCUCAAAGUCACCAAGGACCUGGGGGCACCUGGAGCCUCUGUCCGUACCUUGGCCUUCAAUGUGCCUGGUGGGGUUGUGGCUGUGGGCCGGCUGGACAGUAUGGUGGAGCUGUGGGCCUGGAGAGAAGGGGCACGGCUGGCUGCCUUCCCUGCCCACCGUGGCUUUGUUGCUGCUGCGCUUUUCCUGCAUGCGGGUUGCCAGUUACUGACGGCUGGAGAGGAUGGCAAGGUUCAGGUAUGGUCAGGGUCUCUGGGUCGGCCCCGUGGGGACCUGGGUUCCCUUCCUCUCUCUCCUGCCCUCUCCGUGGCACUCAGCCCAGAUGGUGAUCGGGUGGCUGUUGGGUAUCGAGCAGAUGGCAUUAGGAUCUACAAAAUCUCUUCAGGUUCCCAGGGGGCUCAGGGUCAGGCACUGGAUGUGGCAGUAUCCGCCCUGGCCUGGCUAAGCCCCAAGGUGUUGGUGAGUGGAGCAGAAGACGGGUCCUUGCAGGGCUGGGCACUCAAGGAAUGCUCCCUUCAGUCCCUCUGGCUCCUGUCCAGAUACCAGAAGCCUGUGCUAGGACUGGCCACUUCCCAGGAGCUCUUGGCUUCUGCCUCAGAGGAUUUCACAGUGCGGCUGUGGCCAAGGCAGCUGCUGACGCUGCCGCACAAGGCAGAAGACUUUCCCGGUGGCACUGAGCUGCGGGGACAUGAGGGCCCUGUGAGCUGCUGUAGUUUCAGCACUGAUGGAGGCAGCCUGGCCACCGGGGGCCGGGAUCGGAGUCUCCUCUGCUGGGAUGUGCGGACACCCAAAGCCCCUAUUUUGAUCCACUCCUUCCCCGCCUGUCACCGUGACUGGGUCACUGGCUGUGCCUGGACCAAAGAUAACCUACUGAUAUCCUGCUCCAGUGAUGGCUCUAUGGGGCUCUGGGACCCAGAGUCGGGACAGCGGCUUGGUCAGUUCCUGGGUCAUCAGAGUGCUGUGAGCGCUGUGGCGGCUGUGGAGGAGCACGUGGUGUCUGUGGGCCGGGAUGGGACCUUGAAAGUGUGGGACCAUCAAGGCGUGGAGCUGACCAGCAUCCCUGCUCACUCAGGACCCAUUAGCCACUGUGCAGCUGCCAUGGAGCCCCGUGCAGCUGGACAGCCUGGGUCAGAGCUUCUGGUGGUGACCAUCGGGCUAGAUGGGGCCACACGGUUAUGGCAUCCACUCUUGGUGUCCCAAACCCACACCUUCCUGGGACACAGUGGCCCAGUCCGUGCUGCUGCUGUUUCAGAAACCUCAGGCCUCCUGCUGACUGCCUCUGAGGAUGGUUCUGUACGGCUCUGGCAGGUUCCUAAGGAAGCAGAUGACACAUGUAUACCAAGGAGUUCUGCAGCCAUCACUGCUAUGGCUUGGGCACCAGAUGGUUCCAUGGCAGUAUCUGGAAAUCAAGCUGGGGAACUAAUCUUGUGGCAGGAAGCCAAGGCUGUGGCCACAGCACAGGCUCCAGGCCACAUUGGUGCUCUGAUCUGGUCCUCGGCACGCACCUUUUUUGUCCUCAGUGCUGAUGAGAAAAUCAGCGAGUGGCAAGUGAAACUGCGGAAGGGUUCAGCACCCGGAAAUUUCAGUCUUCACCUGAACCGAAUUCUACAGGAGGACUUAGGGGUGCUGACAAGUCUGGGUUGGGCUCCUGAUGGUCACUUUCUCAUCUUGGCCAAAGCGGAUUUGAAGUUACUUUGCAUGAAGCCAGGGGACGCUCCUUCUGAAAUCUGGAGCAGCUAUACAGAAAAUCCUAUGAUAUUGUCCACCCACAAGGAGUAUGGCGUAUUUGUCCUGCAGCCCAAGGAUCCUGGAGUUCUUUCUUUCUUGAGGCAAAAGGAAUCAGGAGAGUUUGAAGAGAGGCUGAACUUCGAUAUAAACUUAGAGAAUCCUAGUAGGACCCUAAUAUCGAUAACUCAAGCCAAACCUGAAUCUGAGUCCUCAUUUUUGUGUGCCAGCUCUGAUGGGAUGCUAUGGAACCUGGCCAAAUGCAGCCCAGAAGGAGAAUGGACCACAGGUAACAUCUGGCAGAAAAAAGCAAACAUUCCUGAAACCCAAACUCCAGGGGCAGACCCAUCUACCUGCAGGGAAUCUGACGCCAGCAUGGAUAGUGAGCCAACAUCACAGCUAAAGACACGGCAGCGUAGAAAGAUUCACUCGGGCUCUGUCACAGCCCUUCAUGUGCUACCUGAGUUGCUGGUGACAGCUUCAAAGGACAGAGAUGUUAAGCUAUGGGAGAGACCCAGUAUGCAGCUGCUGGGCCUGUUCCGAUGCGAAGGGUCAGUGAGCUGCCUGGAACCUUGGCUGGGCGCUAAUUCCACCCUGCAGCUUGCCGUGGGAGAUGUGCAGGGCAAUGUGUACUUUCUGAACUGGGAAUGAAGAUGUGGGGAAAAAUGAUACCCCUUGUGCUAGAGAUGCAAAGCCUGAAGACACUGGUAGCUUUUAAUAAUUAUAAAAUUAAUAAUUUCUUAACAAUUAUAAAAAUGAAGUGUCAAAAAA
Messenger RNA from Mandrillus leucophaeus (drill), 7742 nucleotides. It is a transcript of the gene TEP1, whose product is annotated as telomerase-associated protein 1. Gene Ontology annotation, biological process: telomere maintenance via recombination. The record is from RefSeq and is a predicted model, not a curated record. NCBI's taxonomy places the organism in Eukaryota, Metazoa, Chordata, Mammalia, Primates, Cercopithecidae. The transcript has 52 exons. Gene Ontology annotation, molecular function: telomerase RNA binding; telomerase activity; protein binding. Gene Ontology annotation, cellular component: telomerase holoenzyme complex. Bases 84 to 7622 code for a protein of 2512 amino acids.